This is a messenger RNA of Polistes dominula (European paper wasp), 2617 nucleotides long. RefSeq names its product calmodulin-lysine N-methyltransferase. Gene Ontology annotation, molecular function: calmodulin-lysine N-methyltransferase activity. The record is from RefSeq and is a predicted model, not a curated record. Gene Ontology annotation, cellular component: cytoplasm. NCBI's taxonomy places the organism in Eukaryota, Metazoa, Arthropoda, Insecta, Hymenoptera, Vespidae.
AUAAUAGGGUCGUGGUAACGGAAAAGAGACAGAAUAUACCAGUGAUGGUAAGUGGGAGCUAGAUAGAAGUUCGUAGUGACGCGCAAGCGCCGAUUUUGCGGCGUGGAGAACGCUUGCCAUCCGCGUGGCGCGAGUUAGAACUUGGCUUCGUGCUUUUAGUCUUGCCCCGUCCCUUCGUCCAUCCUCGUCCUUGCCCGUCUGCUUACUUGCUACGAUCAGCCCUCUAACCACCACCCUUACUUCUCGUUCACGCGGGAAAUUCACCCUCGUGCAUCAAGAACGCGUGCUACUCGUGCCUGAAAAAAGAAUCAACUCUCAUUUAUAAAACAAAAAUAUCAUUAUCUUUAAUCUGAAUUUAAAAUGAUUUUGUUACCGAAGUGCCUGUUCUCCUCCUCAUUCUAUCGAAGAAAAAACUUUAAUUACUAAACUAUUAAAUUGGAUAUCUUGGUAUAUAAUUUAAAAAAGUUGAUUAGGGGAGAGCUUUGAUGUCGAAUCUUUACAAAAACAAAAAAAUAGUCUUUAGUAAUCCUUUUUAUAAGUCAACGUAGUAACAUAAUGUCGGAAGAAUUAUUAUCUUGUCGAGAAUCUACAAUCACCAGAAGGAAUAACAAGUCAAAUACGGCUCAAAGAAGAUGGCGUAUCUUAGCAAAAGCUUUAACAGGCUCUUCGGAUUAUCAAGCAGAAUCAGACGAGGAGAUUUCCGUACGACGUUUCACAAGUUUUGGGUUACUUAAACCGAUUCUCUUGGAAAAUACUAUAACCGAUUCUGACUCUUGUUGGUACGAGUAUUCCGCCAUGUUGGAGAACGAACUCUUUGAAGUUCAGAUACGAAGAAUAAACAAGAAUUUUACUGCUAACGAACUCAUUGGAUUCAAUAACACCGGAAAUGUUUGCGUCUGGCCUUCCGAGGAGUGUUUAGCUUAUUAUUUGCUAAAGAAUCGUGCUAUUUGCCGAAACAGAAGCGUUCUCGAACUUGGUGGUGGUAUGAGUUGUCUUGCUGGUGUCCUCGUUGCGAAAUACUGCAAUCCGAGUGCGGUCACGCUCACCGACGGCAACGUUACCAGCGUCGAUAACGUUCGUUGUAUCGUCCUUAGAAACGACAUGGCCGAUUUCGUCGAGUGUGGAGUUCUACAAUGGGCUAGGGCUGCACGAGCCCUUAGGCAAGCUGCUGCGAAAAAUUGCAAUCGAAAGAUGACACGCAUCAUUGGCGAGGAGGAUGAUGGCUUACCAAGCAAGAAAGGAUUGUACGAGGUGAUCCUGUGCGCAGAUUGUCUCUUCUUCGACGAUGCCAGGCUUGACCUAGUCGAAACGAUUUAUGGUUGGCUUGCUGACGACGGUGUGGCUUUGGUGAUAGCACCUAGACGUGGAACGACGUUUCAGAAAUUCGCCGAAGCUGCGAUCAAACGUGGUUUCAUAGCCAGGCAAACUGAACGAUACGACAGCGAAGUCUGGUCGAGACAUCUGGAACUUUUGGAUCAGAGCCAGGAAUAUUCAGCCGAUCUGCAUUAUCCUGUACUCCUGGAACUUUGCAAGCAGAAAAAGACACCACCGGGAUGAUCGAGAUCCAUCGAGGAUGACGAUUAUGACCUUGACGAGAGUUUCACCGAAUGAAAUAUAUUUUUUUACUCUUUGAACAAACCUUAACGUGAUAUUGUCUCUCUCUCUCUCUCUCUCUCUCUUUCUUUGUAUUCUGUGAAGUUGUUUCUGAAUUAGGAAGAACAUUGGAGAUAAAUGAACGUUGUUUAUAUUUUAUGACAACGUAAGAAAAAUGAUGAAUUAUGAGGAUAUGUUCAAGAGUUCAAGGUUCAAUGAUGAUUGUUAAAAAUGAUCCUGGAAGAGAGUAUUUUGUCGUGUCGUUUGAAUUUUCGAAUCGAAAACUUUAAGAGCAAGUUAUCGUAGCACAGUGUAACGCGUAAAACCGAAUGGCAUCGUUGUUCAGCGUUAAUAACGUGUCAGCCAAAUUGACGAUGCUCCAUCGGCUUCCUAACAUCAUCUUAAGACUUAGACGACGUUGAAUAUGUUCUUGGAAUACUAUUCUCUAUCUUUCUGUCUCUCUUUCUCUCUAUCUCUUUAUUUCUUUCUCUCUCUCUCUCUCUCUCUCUCUCUAUCUCUCUCUCUCUCUCUCUAAGUUACUUAUUAAAGACCGUUUUCAUUAUGCUCGAAAAUGCAUCUCGUUGUGUACGAGCGUGCACGUGCAUUCUAAGUAUAAUAUUUAUACGAUGAAAAAGAUGUUUAAAUCUUACAAAUUAAGAAUAAAAAAACGGUAGUCAAUAUAAAAAAAAGAAAAACAAAGAAGAAAAGGAAAGAUUAUUUAGCUUUUUAAAUUGAUUGUUUUCCAUUGUUUAAAGAGUUUAGGAGACUAUUUAAGAGAGUCGUAUUCAAUUCGUACCUGAUUUUUCAUAGAACGAAAAAGUCAGUGUUCCGAUAUCUCAUUGUAUGAUAUAAUUGUAUGUGUGUGUAUGUGUAUGUGUGCUGAAAAAUUUCCAAGUUGUUUCUUACAAACAAUUUGAACAUAUGUUUGAAAUUUUGGGCAUCGAUAUAUUGAACGGGGAUAAAAAAAUAUAAAAGUUUGAAUUUUUUUUAAUUUUUAUCAAUGUUGAAAUUUCUUUAAAGAUUA